AUGGCCCCGCCCAGGGACACGGCCGUGCGCUACUGCGGCUACGCGAACGAGCUGGGCGAAGCGUUCGCGGCGUGGCUGCCCGUCGGCGGCGUGCCGGCGUCCUACGCCGUCGCAAUCACGUACGUCUGCGCCGACACGAUCGACAAGGCGAAGAAGGCGUACAAGGAGACGGUCGCGGAGGCCCCGGACAGCCCUGCGCUCGCGACGGCCGUCACGCAGCACGUCGCGGUCGACACGCUCGUUUGGCAGCUCCUGGCGUCCGUCGCGAUUCCUGGUUUCACGAUCCACACCAUCGUGCACUACGUCACGGAGGCGGUCGAGCUGGUCAUCCGGCGCGUGGAGUCCGGCGAGCUGCCGCUCGCGCCGCUCCGGGACCUCCUCGCGGCGCAGCCUGAGUCAGCGGAGCUGCUGACCAAGACGCUGCCGACGAUGGUCGGUCUCGCGGCGAUCCCGAUGAUCGUGCACCCGAUCGACAACACCGUGCACAAGGUGCUGGACCUGUCGCUGCGGAAGAUGCAGCAGCGGAUGAUUUGCGACGUGGCCGGCGGCGCGGACGCCGGGCUGCAGCGUUGUCAGCCGGCGCGCCUCGAGGUGCAGGAUGUGCUGGCCAGCGUCGAGGACCUGUACUUCAGCGACAGCGAGCGCAAGGGCGGCAACGGGAAGCAGUGA
Messenger RNA from Pedinophyceae sp. YPF-701, 669 nucleotides. The record is from the annotation of a GenBank genome assembly. Lineage: Eukaryota; Viridiplantae; Chlorophyta; Pedinophyceae.